Necator americanus (New World hookworm) is the source of this 246-nucleotide messenger RNA. RefSeq lists its product as uncharacterized. NCBI's taxonomy places the organism in Eukaryota, Metazoa, Nematoda, Chromadorea, Rhabditida, Ancylostomatidae. The transcript is spliced from 3 exons. The record is from RefSeq and is a predicted model, not a curated record. Bases 1 to 246 code for a protein of 81 amino acids.
AUGGGCGCACGGUGUAGGGCAACAUCCUUGAGAAGGAGAACGAGUCCCAGCGAGGAUUCUACUUUGUUCAAGGAACCAGAAAAGAGAAAAGUUCAUGCAUGUUUUAAAACAUCUAAAGAUCUACGCAUAACGAUCAUAAAUGCAAUAGUCGGACCCUGUGCUCCGACUCCCUUCACUUUUGGACGGUUGGCGAAGGGACCAGCUUCACUUGCGCUGCACCCCAUCAGCCAGACCUCCUUUACCUGA